UGCAGGAAGUUUAAAUGCAGCUUCCGGUAGCUCUUAGUGCAUUUAGAUCGCUACACACAUCACAUGUAGUUAUUGUUGUAUGUAAAAAGCUUUUUCCGUCUCAGCACUCAGUACAGUGGUUUCAUGUCUUAGUGUUACAGAAUAUCACUGACCAUGAACAAGAUGAAGAAGAAGCUGCCUGAGCGGAUCCUGAAUCACAUCCUGGAGAUUCUCUACCUGCUGACGGGAGAGCGUGUGACUAACUCACUGACAGCGAGUCACAUGACUGGGGACAAGACGACAACAGAGAGGAUACUGACCCACACCCUGCAGAUCAUGUACCUGCUGACAGGAGAGGUGCCUAUAAAGUGUGAUGAUGUUGCUGUGUAUUUCUCUAUGGAGGAGUGGGAGUAUAUAGAGGGACACAAGGAGCUUUACAAGGACGUCAUGAUGGAGACUCACCAAGCAGUAAGGACUAUGGAGAUCCCAGGAAACAAGAGCUCAGAACUAACAGGUCACAGUGAUAAACAUCUAGACACAGGAGCAUAUGCAGUACAGAAUAUUCAGCCAUCAGAUAUCUCUGCAGGUCUUUCAGCUGAACCAGUGGACACUUACUUCAGGAUGGCUACUAGAAGCAGAAGAAUGCCUAAGAAGUAUCUGGAUGGCGAGAAUUUGUGGACGGGCAGCGCAGUGCGAGAGGAGAAGAAGGUCAAGAAGAGAAAAAGGAACACUGUAGGAGUUAGAGGCAUGGAGUCACAGGGGACUGUCUUUCCUGAAAGGCUAGGGAGUGCUGUGCAGGCUGUCACAGAGGCUGGAAAGGAGGUUUCAUUUGGAAUCACGGCUGGGGAAGGGCGGAGGGAGCAGCCAACUAAGGAGCAACGAGAUCAAGGAACAGAGAGCCAGCAGGAGCAACCCGGUCCGAGCAAAGUGAGGCCUAGGGAGGAACUUUCAAUUCGUGGAGCGGGGGUACAUAAGAAAGGUGAAUUCACAAACUGCAAUAAUCCUCGUCAUAAUCAGAGUGCAGAUGCUUCUUUACAUCUUCUUCAAAAUCAAAGAAGCCACAUGGGAAAUUGAUUGCCCCUCCCUCCUCACACUUUGGUCCUUGUGCAGAUCUAUUCCACUCCAAACAAUAUUCUAUUCAUUGAGUGUUUUGAAACUUCGUAUGGGUUGAUUCUGUGAACAUAGAUUUGUAGGGGAGCAAUGUUAAUAAAGGAAAGUCAAGUCAAAAUUAAACUUUCAAGACUCAGAAUGAACAUUCGAUUUUCUAUUUGACAUCACUUAUCUAAUUUGCUUUGUUCUCUUGGUAUCCAUUGUUGAAAAGCCUGCAUAAGUAGGCUCACUAAGAUGCAAUGCACUACUGUGAACUAGCUGCUUGUCACUGUCUCACCCAGAUAGGCCCCAGUAGGUCAUUGCUCUCCUUCAACAAAGGAUUCCAAGAGAAUGAAGCAAAUAUGAUUAUAUAAGUAAAUCUAAAAAUGUUAUGUUCUAUCUCAAACCCAAAUGUUCUCUUUCAUGAUUAUGUCCCUUUAAAGUCUAUUUAUCAACUCUGUAUGUUUAUUUUAUAAUAUUGCUAUGAAGAGGGGCAUGUUAUUUCUGCAGACACAAAUUCAGUUUUGAGAACUACAAAACCAAUAAUAAGUGAUAAUAUCUUCAAGAUUGAAAAAUUGUCCAAAAUAAUCUGACAGAAACCUCUGUGAAUGGAUUCAUAGAAUUAAUUACGAAAAAAAAAUGCAGCCAUGAAUAUACAGCAUGUUGCUAUCUAAUUAAAAACAAAUUGAUAUUUCAGGAUGAAUAAACUUUGGAUUGUAAUGUAUCUUAAAUAGCAACUAUCUUUAGAUUGAUGUUUCCUCAAAAUGCAUUUUAUUAUUUUUUUUAAAAUCCUAUUUAAAUUAAAAAAACAACUGAUUUAAAUUUUAAAAAA
This is a messenger RNA of Bombina bombina (fire-bellied toad), 1900 nucleotides long. Its product is annotated as oocyte zinc finger protein XlCOF7.1. Gene Ontology annotation, biological process: regulation of DNA-templated transcription. The coding region runs from base 154 to 1053 and encodes 299 amino acids. The record is from RefSeq and is a predicted model, not a curated record. The transcript has 9 exons. NCBI's taxonomy places the organism in Eukaryota, Metazoa, Chordata, Amphibia, Anura, Bombinatoridae.